This is a messenger RNA of Mercurialis annua (annual mercury), 1362 nucleotides long. Its product is annotated as UDP-glycosyltransferase 83A1-like. Lineage: Eukaryota; Viridiplantae; Streptophyta; Magnoliopsida; Malpighiales; Euphorbiaceae. Bases 1 to 1362 code for a protein of 453 amino acids. The transcript has 2 exons. The record is from RefSeq and is a predicted model, not a curated record. Gene Ontology annotation, molecular function: UDP-glycosyltransferase activity.
AUGGGCAAUCCACACAUUCUAGCCAUACCAUACCCAGCACAAGGCCAUGUGACUCCAAUGAUGGAGCUCUCUCUGUACUUGGUAAAACACGGAUUCAAGGUCACAUUCGUCAACACGGAGUAUGUUCAUAGCAAAAUCUUGAAUUCCAUGGCAGAAAAAGACUAUCUAAAUGACCAGAUUAGUCUAAUUUCAAUUCCUGAUGGGAUGGAGCCGUGGGAGGAGAGAAAUAACCUGAUGAAGCUGACUGUAGGAAUGUAUCAGAUCAUGCCGGGGAAGCUUGAAGAGGUUAUUGAGAAAAUCAAUGCAUCAGAAGAUGACAAGAUUAGGUGUGUGAUAGCUGAUCAGAGUAUGGGAUGGGCUUUAGAAGUUGCAGACAAGAUGAAGACUCGUCGAGCUGUGUUUUGGCCGGCACCAGCUGCUGCUAUGUGCUUUUUGUUUAGUUUACAAAAGCUAAUCGACGAUGGAUUCCUUGACAAUAACGGAACUCCAUUAAAGAAUCAGAUGAUUCAGUUGUCCCCAGCAAUGCCAGCCAUGAACACUGCAAAUUUCUUAUGGACAAUGAUCAACAACUUAUAUUUACAGAAAAUAGUCUUCAGUUUCUUUCUUCACAAUGCCAAGCUAGUAAAAAAAGAAGAUAAAAUAAUCUGCAUCUCAUCAUAUAAUCUCGAACCCGGAGCAUUCACAUUCUCCCCUCAAAUCAUACCAAUCGGACCACUGUUAACAAGCAAUGAACAAGGUCACACUACAGUAGGAAACUUCUUGACAGAAGAUUCAAAUUGUUUAAACUGGCUAGACAAACAACCACCAAAGUCAGUAAUUUAUGUUGCAUUUGGUAGCACAACUAUUUUUACUAAAACCCAAUUUCAAGAACUGGCAUUAGGGCUUGAGCUAACCAAUAAGCCAUUCUUGUGGGUUGUAAGACCAGACACUGUCACUGACAAUAUUUCAUACCCUGAAGGUUUUCAAGAGAGAGUAAAAAAUGGUAAAAUAGUGAAUUGGGCACCUCAAAAACAGGUUCUUUCACAUUCUGCUGUUGCUUGCUUCUUAAGUCACUGUGGUUGGAAUUCUGUAACUGAAGGUGUUAGCAAUGGUGUUCCUUUCUUGUGUUGGCCUUAUUUUUCUGACCAUUUUAUUGGUGAGAGUUAUAUUUGUGAUUUUUGGAAGGUAGGGUUGAGAUGUGAGAAGAAUGAGAGUGGGAUUGUGACUAAGGAAGAAAUCAAGAACAAGAUUGAGGAAGUUGUUGGUGAUGAGAGUUUGAUGGUGAGGGCUUUGGGACUUCAGGAGAUUGCUUUAGAAAGUAUUGGAGAAGGUGGUCAUUCUAAUGAUUGUUUCAAGAAUUUCAUGGAAUGGAUUAAGUCAUAG